GGAAGUGUCCAGGGUAACAGUCCCUCUUAGUAUCUACCUUCUGGCCCUGCUUGCCUGGCUGUGCCCUGGACCCAGCUUUGCUAGAUCUCCUUGGAAACUGGGCCCGGGCAGGGCAGCAGAAAUGGAUCUGAGGUCCUUUGGGACCCUGGGAGGUUUGGGGACUUCCCAUCCAACAUAGGCCUGCCCUGGCUGGAGAAGACUGGUGGGGGCUGACGUAGGGCUUGAAGGCAGCCGGCCCAGCCCAGAAGUGCUAUUUAUUGGGUAUUUAUUGUUCAGAUGUCACCACUGGAAAAGAGGCGAAGGGUAGAAGGGACGGGUCCAGCCCAGCCAGCCUGCAGGAAGACCUGGCUUGAGCUAUUGUGGGCAGGGACCCCUUCCCAGCCAAGCCAAAUGGAGCUGGCUGUAAGCUGAGGCCUGACUUUUUCAAUAAAACAUUGUGUACUUCUGGGCCUCCUGCUGCCCCAGCUCUGUUUCCCUUGGCGGCAAGGGAAGAAGGCGGAACUGAACUCAGGCCCAGAGCUGGCUGCUCCCAAGGCUGUGCCCUUUCCGGUAAUUUCUGGCCACCCCCAUGGGCCAGGCUGUCCCUCCCACUGGCCCUGGAGCCCCUCCCCCCCACAGCAGAUAAGCCCAGCACAGGACUGCUUGCCUAGCAGCAGGCGCUAGGGCUGGGAUGGGGCCACCCGGCUCCCUGUGGCAGUGGGGACUGCUGGUGGGACUGCUGGUGGGGCUGCUGCUUCCCCCUGCUGCCCCAUUCUGGCUCCUCAAUGUGCUCUUCCCCCCGCACACCACGCCCAAGGCUGAGCUCAGUAACCACACACGGCCUGUCAUCCUCGUGCCUGGCUGCCUGGGGAAUCAGCUAGAAGCCAAGCUGGAUAAACCGGAUGUGGUGAACUGGAUGUGCUACCGCAAGACUGAGGACUUCUUCACCAUCUGGCUGGAUCUCAAUAUGUUUCUGCCACUCGGGGUGGACUGCUGGAUUGAUAACACCAGGGUUAUCUACAACCGAAGCUCUGGGCAUGUGUCCAACGCCCCUGGUGUACAGAUCCGCGUCCCUGGCUUUGGCAAAACCUACUCUGUUGAGUAUCUGGACAGCAGCAAGCUAGCAGGUUACAUGCACACACUGGUGCAGAAUCUAGUCAACAAUGGCUACGUGCGGGAUGAGACAGUGCGAGCUGCCCCCUAUGAUUGGCGGCUAGAGCCCAGCCAGCAGGAGGAGUACUACCGGAAGCUGGCAGGGCUGGUGGAAGAGAUGCACGCUGCUUACAGGAAGCCUGUCUUCCUCAUCGGGCACAGCCUUGGCUGCUUGCACUUGCUCUAUUUCCUGCUGCGCCAGCCCCAGGCCUGGAAGGACCGCUUCAUUGAUGGCUUCAUCUCUCUUGGGGCUCCCUGGGGUGGCUCUGUCAAGCCCAUGCUGGUCUUGGCCUCAGGUGACAACCAGGGCAUCCCAAUCAUGUCCAGCAUCAAGCUGAGAGAGGAGCAGCGCAUAACGACCACUUCACCCUGGAUGUUUCCCUCUCGCAUUGCGUGGCCCGAGGACCAUGUGUUUAUUUCCACACCUACCUUCAACUACACAAGCCGUGACUUCCAGCGCUUCUUUGCAGACUUGCGCUUUGAGGAAGGCUGGUAUAUGUGGCUGCAGUCACGUGACCUGCUGGCAGGCCUCCCAGCACCUGGUGUGGAAGUGUACUGUCUUUACGGAGUGGGCCUGCCUACACCCCACACCUACAUUUAUGACGAUGGCUUCCCUUACACGGACCCUGUGGGUAUGCUCUAUGAAGAUGGUGAUGACACAGUGGCCACACACAGCACUGAGCUCUGUGGUCUCUGGCAAGGCCGCCAGCCACAGGCUGUGCAUCUGUUGCCCCUGCAUGGGCUACAGCACCUCAACAUGGUCUUCAGCAACCAGACACUGGAACACAUCAAUUCCAUCCUGUUGGGUGCCUACCGCCAGGAUUCCCCUGGAUCCCUCAAUGCCAGCCCAGAGCCUUUGUCUCCUGAAUAAAGACCUGUCUUUGCUGCUGUAA
Otolemur garnettii (small-eared galago) is the source of this 2024-nucleotide messenger RNA. RefSeq names its product lecithin-cholesterol acyltransferase (gene LCAT). Gene Ontology annotation, molecular function: phosphatidylcholine-sterol O-acyltransferase activity. Bases 671 to 2002 code for a protein of 443 amino acids. Gene Ontology annotation, biological process: lipid metabolic process. The transcript has 6 exons. The record is from RefSeq and is a predicted model, not a curated record. NCBI's taxonomy places the organism in Eukaryota, Metazoa, Chordata, Mammalia, Primates, Galagidae.